Messenger RNA from Drosophila hydei, 2787 nucleotides. It is a transcript of the gene PIG-N, whose product is annotated as GPI ethanolamine phosphate transferase 1. Gene Ontology annotation, cellular component: endoplasmic reticulum membrane. The record is from RefSeq and is a predicted model, not a curated record. Gene Ontology annotation, molecular function: mannose-ethanolamine phosphotransferase activity. Lineage: Eukaryota; Metazoa; Arthropoda; Insecta; Diptera; Drosophilidae. Gene Ontology annotation, biological process: GPI anchor biosynthetic process. The transcript has 2 exons. Bases 37 to 2700 code for a protein of 887 amino acids.
CUGGCUCAUUACUCAGUUUUUGAUUUUUGUGUGGCGAUGUGGAUACUUUAUGCUUUGGUGUUGCAUAUAUUGCUACUAGGAUCUAUAUUCGUUAUAUAUUUUCGUUCACCUGUCAUUGAGGGAUUGGAACCACAGGAGAGGCUGAAAGGUCAGCCGCCUGCCGACCGUUUAGUACUAAUAGUCACCGAUGGACUGCGUGCACAAUCCUUUUUUGCAAACAAUUGUAAUCAAGUGCCACAUUUACGUGAGAUAUUCAUCAAGGAGGGAAUAGUUGGUAUUUCGCGUACUCGCGUCCCUACGGAGUCACGUCCCGGACAUAUAGCGCUUAUAGCCGGUCUAUACGAAGACCCAUCGGCAGUAACACGGGGCUGGAAGGAAAACCCCAUUGAAUUCGACACGGUGUUUAACCGAAGUGACCACACAUACGCUUGGGGUGCCCACGAUGUUCUGCAUAUAUUUGAAAAGCUUGCCGACAGCGGACGGCCAAUGCAUUUCGACGCCUACAAUCAUGAUCUAGACUUCUCAGGCCAGCAAAAGACCUACAAGCAGGACGAGUGGGUGUUUGACAGGGUUCGCUUGCUGCUAAAACGCAAGCAAGAAGAGUUAAGAGAGGCUAAGAGGGUAGUGUUUUUCUUACAUUUGCUGGGUCUAGAUACAGCCGGACAUGUACAUAAACCGGGUACGCCUCUUUUUCUCGAGAACCUUAAGUUUACAGAGCACGGAAUAUGGAAAAUUUACAAGCAAUUCGAAGAGACUUUCCCAGAUAAACGAACGGCUUAUUUGUUGACAUCAGAUCACGGCAUGACAGAUUCAGGCUCUCACGGUGCUGGGGCUCAAUAUGAAACAGAUACACCGUUCAUGCUCUGGGGAGCUGGCGUCGCUAGCAGCGUUUACGCCGGUAUCUUCUUUGAGGCGAACGAUGAGGGUCUGCAAUUGCCAAUUCGCGAACUGGAACAGGCGCAGCUAACACCAUUAAUGUCUGCCCUAAUUGGUCUACCACCACCGAUGAACAAUUUUGGUAGAUUGCCGCAGGGGUUUUUGGGCACUGAUGCUAAGUACGAAGCCAUGGCAGCUCAUACAAAUGCAUUGCAGCUUCUGGCCCAAUAUGUUCGUUUGCAAAAGCUUCACAUGCGUGGUUUGUUUGCUCCAAUUUUAAAUCGUUUCGACAAGUUGACACCGGAGCUAAUCGCUGAAUAUGUGGGCUAUAUUAAAACAUCGUUUACGCUGAGCCGAUUUCAUGAAUCGACGGCUAAUAGUGCCCUUGUAAUGCAACUGGCUCUGGAAGGCAUCGAUUAUUAUCAAGGAUAUUAUUGCAACGUUAUGUUACUAUCAACAACGGCCACAUUUUUGGGUUGGAUGUUUUAUUUAUAUCGGCUGCUCACUCAGGAUGCAGAACCGAAAAAUAUUGAUUCUGGUAUGAAUGGUCAUGCAUCCAAGAUCAUCGUUGGCCUAUGGGUCGCAGCUGUAAUGCUGCUUGGCUUCGUUGUGGUGCAACGUGUUCCGUUCGCCGUAAGUUUUUAUUUGCUGCUGCCUCUGCCCGUCUGGAUGUUAGCUUUGCGGCAAGCUCCAAACAGAAACGACGAUCUCAAUGCUCCGGCUUACACCCAACCAACAGUUGCAAAUCCGAAGCAGGUCUCCAUAGCACAGUUGCUGCUACUUAUUGGCUGCGCUGAGCUGCUCGUCUUCACCUUUUUCGACCGCCGCAUGAUUUCGCUUUGUUUUAUUGCUUUUGCUUGUUACAGCAAUUGGGAAACCUUUAAAAGGAAAAGGCGGCUCUACCUAUGGCUGAUGUUGUUAGUAGUACUGGCCUGCUUUCCGCUGGUUCCUCCGUCAGUGGGAUACCAAAAUUGUUAUUUGCUGCUGGGUGGUAUUCUACUUUUACUGAUUCGCCAGUUUUUAAGCAAAAAGCGAGAAAACAGCAAAUGGCACACUAGGUGGUGCAGUACAGUUAUUUUGAUAAAUACGGCAGUGUGCGUGAAUCUGCAUAACAAUCAGAUAGCUGUACCGUUGCCGUUGAAGAUAAUCAGUUGGCUGUAUCUCGUGUAUGCAUUCGUCUCUAUACAUCUCAACAAGGAAGCUUCUUUGGAGUUGCGAUUGGAGCACAUUUGCUACAAUCUGGGCACACUAUACACACUCAUGUGCACUUCGUAUGAAUCUUUAUUCGUACAGCUGCUGGCCAUCGAAUUGACCACGGCACUUGCAGAACAGCGUGCACAAGUCGAACCCCUGCAUCAUCAGCAAAAGAGCCUUCAGUCCUCUCUGCGUAUAGCCUUUACAAUAAUACUGUACACAUUCUUCUCGCUUUUUGGCAGCGGGAACAUUGCAUCGAUCAGUUCAUUUGAUCCCAAUAUUGCUCGAUGCUUCCUUAGCCAUUUUGCACCGUUUGUUAUUAUGUCACUGGUGCUGCUCAAACUCGUCUUACCCAUAGUAAUAAAUCUAUCUAUUGUGUACACUCACAGCGAGUAUGCGCGCCUACACGAGCGGCAAAUCUUUAUAUGUCUGCUGCUUAUCUGCGAUAUUAUGGGUUUAAAUUUUCUGUUUUUGGUGCGUAAUACCGGUUCCUGGCUGGAAAUUGGCUCUUCCAUAUCGCAUUUCGUAAUCAUGGAGGUGACCACGCUAGUUCUAAUGCUUUUGGCUUAUGUAUCCAAGCUCCUGCUUCGUCUGACGAACUGCGAUCGUGCUUUGUCCAAAUUGAAUUAAGUUCGACCCAAGGUUAUUGUCCUUAAAUUGUUGUUGACCAAAAACUUAAUGUAUAGAUCUUGAUAUUAAACUCGUAUUUUCACUAUC